Messenger RNA from Trichobilharzia szidati, 1473 nucleotides. NCBI's taxonomy places the organism in Eukaryota, Metazoa, Platyhelminthes, Trematoda, Strigeidida, Schistosomatidae. The record is from the annotation of a GenBank genome assembly.
AUGAAUUGUCCUUAUUUUGAGGAAAAAAGAGGUAUUUAUAUAUGCCAUUUGCAAAUUGGACACUUCAACAAAGUACAUUUCGCGGGUUUCGGCAGGAAGCGGUCAGUUAAGAUUUCCACGUUAAGGAGUAUGGCGGAUGAAACUAGCAAAAAGCGCAGGCCAUUCAAGAAGUUUUUCUAUCGUGGUGUUGAUCUGGAUCAGUUGCUUGAUAUGAACUGGGAACAAAUUGCACUGCUUAUGCCAGCACGCAUACGUAGACGAAUUAACCGAGGAUUACGUCGAAAGCACAUGACACUCUUGAAGAAAUUAAGGAAAAGCAAAAAAGAAUGUCCAUUUGGCGAAAAGCCAGCUGCUGUAAAAACGCACGUCAGAGAUAUGAUCAUACUACCUGAAAUGAUUGGAUCUGUUGUCGGUGUUUAUAACGGAAAGUCAUUCAACACGGUCGAAAUCAGGCCUGAGAUGUUAGGCCACUACCUUGGAGAGUUUUCAAUAACCUACAAGCCUGUAAAGCACGGAAGACCCGGUGUUGGUGCAACUCAUAGUUCUCGAUUCAUACCACUUAAAUGAUUGGUCAUUACAAGUUUUCUGGACUAUACUUCUCAUUGCGUUGUUUUUUAGAGGGAACAUAUGUAAGAGCACGCUAAUGUGUCCGCCAGCCACCGCAAUCAUACUACAGUUUCAUAGUCACGCAUGAUGUUAGAGGGGCAACUGUUAAAUUAACUUCGGAAGAAUGUAGACUGUUUCAACAAAUUGGUUGUCGGUUACCUAUGAGAUUUCCAUUAAGUCAAGCGGACGAAACAGCAACAGUAAGACGAAGGAUUCGCAGUAAACUGUCUGCACAAGCUAGUCGGGCUAAACGUCAGAGAUAUGUAAUUGAAAAACACAAAAGAUUGAGCGAAGACAGGACUACGUCGCCCCCCUCCCCCUAUUAAAUUAUAAUUGUCCAAAUUAUUUUAUUUUUAUUUUGACCACUUCAUCUUUAAUUACGUGUUUUUCUUGUAAAAUUAAUUUAUUCUAUCCAUUUCUACUUUUUAAAUGUGUAUUGAUUUUCUGCGUUAAUUAUCUACCCAUUGACAUUUUGACACUUUAAUUAUUAUUAACAAACAUAUUACCACUUGUUUGGUAAAUUGUUGUGUAUUGUAAAAAUGCUAUAUAUUAGAGUAGAGCCAGAGAAGAGGAUCUAAUUGAAAAGUAAAUAUUUCUUCGCUCAAUCUUUUGUGUUUUCCAAAUGUCUACAUAUUUUCUAUAUGUAAUUGAACUGGAACGUCGAUAUUCUUUGUGCACCGAGGAAAAAAAAUUGCGUCGUUAUAUAUGCGAAUUAGAAGAGAAUAAACGGUAAUUCAGAAAUAGUCCUCUAUCUAACAUAUAAUCCUCAUCCACAGUUAUAGUGUAUUAUUAUUAUUGUUCCCUUGGGUUCCUAGUGGAACAUAGGGCUUCAACUGCACGUCUCCAUUUGCUUCUGUCUUGUGCUGU